AUGGACACAGAAGUGAGACCUCAAUUCAAUGCUACAUUUGUUCGUCCUGCAAAGUUCUAUCUUAUAGGAUUUAUUAACAUGUCUUAUAUUAAGUAUUAUUUCAUCUUCUUGUGUUUUGUUUACAUCAUGACAGCUUUUGGAAAUAUGUUCCUCCUCUUAAUGAUCUACUUUGUAAAGACUCUUCACACUGCUAAAUAUAUGAUUGUGUUCAACUUGGCUUUGACGGAUUUGUGUGGGAGCACCGCUCUGAUCCCAAAACUCUUGGACACUUUUUUGUUUAACAGGAGAUACAUCAUCUAUGAGGCUUGCUUAAGUUACAUGUUCUUUGUUUUAUUCUUUGCAUCUGUGCAGUCAUGGACACUUGUCACUAUGGCAUUUGACAGAUUUAUAGCAAUUUGCUUCCCUUUAAGGUAUCACAGUAUCGUGACUAAGAAGUCUGUUCUUGCAAUGUUGCUGUUUUCAUGGUCUUUUUUACUGAGUCUAUUAGCACUUACAGUUGGCCUUAUUGAUCGCCUCUCUUUCUGUGGAUCAUUGGUUGUACACAGUUUUUACUGCGAUCAUGGACCAAUUUUCAAAAUGGCUUGCAAUGACACAUCUUUAAAUGUCAUAAUGGCAUACGCAGGUUUACUUUUAGUCCUGUGCAUUCCUGUGAUACUGAUAGCUUUAACUUAUGUUUGUAUUUCCAUAGCUCUGAGCAGGAUUGCAUCAAGAGAAGAGCAACUCAGAGCACUGAAAACCUGUACUUCUCACCUGAUACUUGUGGGUAUUUUCUUCCUACCACUGGUGGUAACAAAUAUAAUUGUAGUAGUGUCUAAUCUCCAUCCUAACACAAGAAUGAUAAACUCAUCUCUGACACACAUUGUACCAGCUUUGCUCAAUCCUAUUGUGUACUCUUUGAAGACUGAAGAAGUGUUGAAUGCUAUUAAGAAUCUGUUCAGAAGACAAAGGCUGAACAACAUAGCUGUAAAUUGGUGA
Messenger RNA from Cololabis saira (Pacific saury), 975 nucleotides. RefSeq names its product odorant receptor, family 80, subfamily A, member 3 (gene or80a3). Gene Ontology annotation, molecular function: G protein-coupled receptor activity; olfactory receptor activity. Gene Ontology annotation, cellular component: membrane. The transcript has a single exon. NCBI's taxonomy places the organism in Eukaryota, Metazoa, Chordata, Actinopteri, Beloniformes, Belonidae. Bases 1 to 975 code for a protein of 324 amino acids. The record is from RefSeq and is a predicted model, not a curated record. Gene Ontology annotation, biological process: G protein-coupled receptor signaling pathway.